This is a messenger RNA of Neopelma chrysocephalum (saffron-crested tyrant-manakin), 10087 nucleotides long. It is a transcript of the gene NCOA6, whose product is annotated as nuclear receptor coactivator 6. NCBI's taxonomy places the organism in Eukaryota, Metazoa, Chordata, Aves, Passeriformes, Pipridae. Gene Ontology annotation, cellular component: transcription regulator complex; nucleus; histone methyltransferase complex. The transcript has 15 exons. The coding region runs from base 407 to 6586 and encodes 2059 amino acids. Gene Ontology annotation, biological process: positive regulation of transcription by RNA polymerase II. The record is from RefSeq and is a predicted model, not a curated record.
CAGGAUUGCAUUUUUGGGAGUUGCUGUUUAACCAUGUUUGCCAGUCUGGAAUUACCUGAAGACCUGUUUCACACCACAAAAUACUAAAGUUGUGGAAUUUGUUUUGGUGCAACACCCCAUCACCUCCAAGUAGGUGUGCUUUUUCAACACAUAAGAGCCUGUAUAUUGAGCUUAGAUUUCUCUUCCUGAAAAACUUACUCAAGAUUUUCAGAUAAAUCAACUGGAAUACUUCUCAAGUCACGUGCAGCAGGAUUCUGUCAGGAAACACUUCCCUUUGUUCUUGUGGAGGAACAGUUUGGAUGCUGCCAUGGCCACCAUUUUCAACCUCGCUCAGUUUGUCUCAGAGAGCCCAGCAUGGGGUCACCCGCAUCAUGUUGACAACUGACAGGCUCCCAUUGUUGGAACAAUGGUUUUGGAUGAUCUGCCUAACUUAAAAGAUACAUAUGCCUCCUUGUACUCCUCAGCUAUGGAAGACUUAGAGGUGGAUUUUGAUUCAGGACUGGAGGAAGAUGAACUGAAACAGGAGGCUGCUCCUGGGGAUUCCACGAUCUUUGUAGCUUUUAAAGGAAAUAUAGGUGACAGAGACUUUGAGCAGAAACUGGAUACCAUACUGGAGAAUGUGCCCGGCCUUUUACACAUGGAAUCCAACAAGUUAAAAGUGCAAAAAAUAGAACCUUGGAACAGCGUCCGUGUCACCUUCAAUAUUCCCCGGGAAGCUGCCGAGCGGCUGCGGAUCCUGGCUCAGAAUAACAACCAACAGCUUCGAGACCUGGGCAUUCUCUCAGUUCAGAUUGAAGGGGAAGGUGCCAUCAACUUGGCUCUGGCCCAGAGCAGAAGCCAGGAUGUCCGGAUCAACGGGCCGCUGGGAGCAAGCAACGCCGUGCGGAUGGAAACCGGCUUUCCCAUGCAAGGGGGGCAAGGUUUAAUAAGAAUGAGCAAUGCUACAGCUGUCAUGAUGUCCCAGGCUGGAAAUGUGCCCUCCUCUAUGGUGGCAAGUGGUGCUAGUGCUGAGCUGCAGCCACGAACACCUCGGCCUUCCUCACAGCCAGAUGCAAUGGACCCACUCUUAUCUGGGCUAAAUAUCCAGCAGCAAAAUCAUCCAUCGGGAUCUUUAGCUCCCCAGCUCCAUUCAAUGCAGUCAGUUCCUGUAAACAGGCAGAUGAACUCAGCCAACUUUCAGCAGCUACAGCAGCAGCAGUUGCAGAAUCGUCCUCCCCAGCCACAUCAGCAGCCUCAGCAGGGUAUUCGACCUUCAUUCACUUCACCAGCACAGGUUCCAGUUCCCCCUGGCUGGAACCAGCUUCCUUCUGGAGCACUUCAGCCUCCUCCAACCCAGGGAGCAUUGGGUACAUUGACAGUAAACCAGGGUUGGAAAAAGGCCCCAUUGCCUGGACAAAUGCAGCAGCAACUUCAAGCAAGACCAUCUCUAGCAACAGUACAAACUCCUACUCAUCCUCCACCUCCAUAUCCUUUUGGAAGCCAGCAAGCUUCCCAGGCUCACUCAAACUUUCCCCAGAUGAGCAAUCCUGGCCAGUUUACUGCUCCUCAAAUGAAAAGCCUUCAGGGAGGGCCCUCACGGGUUCCUACGCCACUACAACAACCCCACCUGACCAACAAGUCUCCUGCUUCCUCUCCCUCCUCCUUCCAGCAGGGAUCUCCUGCCUCAUCUCCAACCGUUAACCAGACGCAGCAGCAGCUGGGACCAAGGCCUCCCCAGAGUAGCACACUUCCCCAGGGAUUCCAGCAGCCUGUCAGUUCUCCUAGUCGUAAUGCUAUGGUGCAACAGGGGAAUGUACCCCCCAACUUCAUGGUGAUGCAGCAGCAAAACCAAGGUCCACAAGGUUUACACCCUGGUUUAGGAGGAAUGCCCAAGCGCCUCCCGCCAGGGUUCCCUGCAGGCCAGGCUAACCAGAACUUCCUGCAAGGGCAGGUGCCUUCCACAGCUCCAGGAACACCAGGGAACAGUGGAGCACCACAGCUGCAAACCAGCCAGAACGUGCAGCACACAGGUGGCCAAGGAUCUGGACCUCCUCAAACUCAGAUGCAAGCAGCACAUGGCCCACCAAAUAUGAUGCAGACCAAUCUAAUGGGACUUCAUGGAAAUAUGAACAACCAGCAGGCUGGUGCUACUGGGGUGCCACAGGUUAACAUGGGCAACAUGCAGGGACAGCCUCAGCAAGGACCACAGUCCCAGCUUAUGGGGAUGCAUCAGCAAAUUGUGUCCUCUCAAGGACAGAUGGUGAACAUUCAGGCUCAGGGAUCACUGAACCCUCAAAACCAGAUGAUACUUUCGCGAACUCAGCUCAUGCCACAAGGCCAAAUGAUGGUGACACCACAAAACCAAAAUCUUGGUCCCUCUCCCCAAAGGAUGACCCCACCUAAACAGAUGAUUCCCCAGCAGGGACAGCAGAUGAUGUCCACGCACAGUCAGAUGAUGGGACCUCAGGGCCAGGUCUUGCUACAGCAAAACUCGAUGAUGGAACAGAUGAUGACCACUCAGAUGCAAGGAAAUAAACAGCCUUUUAGUACUCAGAACCAGUCCAAUGUUAUGACGGGGCCAGCUCAACUGAUGAGAGGACCAACGCCAAACAUGCAAGGAAACAUGGUGCAGUUCACUGGGCAGAUGAUGGCACAGCAAGGCCCCGUGAAUGGGAAUCCUUCUCAGGUGAUGGGAAUUCAAGGACAAGUUUUAAGACCCACUGGACCUGGUCCUCACAUAUCUCAGCAGCUUGGGGACACUACUCCUACAACAAACAACGAUGUGAACUUGACACAGAUGUUACCUGAGGUUCCUGUGCAGCAGCCAAACAUGGUGCCUUCUCAUAUGCAAGGAAUGCAAGGAAACAAUGCUUCAGGGAGUCAUUUCUCUGGCCAUGGGCUGCCUUUCAAUCCAGGGUUUAGUGGAACGCCAAAUGGGAAUCAGGUUUCCUGUGGGCAGAAUCCUGUGUUUCCUGUCAAUAAAGAUGUGACACUCACAAGUCCACUCUUGGUUAACCUUCUCCAAAGCGAUAUAUCAGCAGGACACUUUGGUGUGAACAACAAACAAAAUAAUCAGAAUCCCAACAAGCCAAAGAAGAAAAAGCCUCCAAGGAAGAAGAAAAAUAAUCAACAGCUAGAACAAACAACUUCUUCAGAACCACGUCCAGCUGGCCUGGAGGAGAGUGAUCAGUCGUCGAUGUCUGGAGACCAAGGAAUGAAUUUAGAUAAGUCAGGCCCUAAACUCUCAGAUUUUGCAAGUAGGCCACCAGGUUAUCCAUCUCAGGCAGUGGAGCAAAGGCCACUUCAGCAGAUGCCACCUCAGCUCAUGCCACACACGCAGCAGCCCCAGCCCCAGCCCCAGCAGCAGCAGCAGCAGCCCCAGCCAACACCACAGCCAGCCCAGGCACCCACACAGACACCGCAGCAGCAACAGCAGCAGCAGCAGAUGAUGAUGAUGCUGAUGAUGCAGCAGGAUCCCAAAUCGGUCCGGCUGCCUGUGCCACAGGGAGUUCACCCACCCCGAGGGCCUCUGAACCCAGAUGCUCAGCGAAUGCCAAUGCAGCAGAGUGGGAACAUGCCAGUAAUGGUGAACCUCCAAGGGCCUGGAUCGGUGCCUCCAUCUCCUGAUAAGCAAAGAAUUGCCUUGACGGGCAAUCCUCCUUUGGGAAAUAAUGCAAGAAAAAUGGUUUAUCCAGAUAAUGUACAGAAUCCUUCCAGCUCACCCCUCAGAGAGGUUUCAUCAGUAUCCUCGCUUCCGGAAGGAGGUGGAGCUGAGGGCCCCCCAACAUCAGGAGCUCAGAAUAAUUUGACAUCUCAUUUAGUAGUUUCACAGAACCAAUUAAUGAUGACAGGACCCAAGCCUGGACCAUCCCCACUUUCAGCUGCCCAAGGUGCAAGUCCCCAGCAGCAGUCUAGUUCUCUGCCUAGUGCUCUUACACACCAUUUUCCAAAUGUUGCUGCCCCAUCACAAACUUCAAGGCCUAAAACCCCGAACAGAGCGAGCCCAAGGCCAUACUAUCCUCAGACUCCUAAUAACCGUCCACCGAGCACAGAACCCUCAGAAAUAAGCUUGUCUCCAGAGAGGCUCAAUGCUUCUAUAGCUGGUCUGUUCCCUCCCCAGAUCAAUAUUCCUUUACCUCCCAGGCCUAAUCUCAAUAGAGGAUUUGAUCAGCAGGGUCUGAAUCCCACUACUUUAAAGGCCAUUGGACAAGCCCCAUCAAAUCUCACAAUUAACAAUCAGUCUGCUUUUACAGCCUCACAGUCACACAAACUGGAAGGUGUGGUCAUUAAUUCAGGCAAACAAACCAACGCUGGAGGAACAAAGAGAGCAAGUCCGAGCAAUAGUCGAAGGUCCAGUCCUGGAUCCAGUAGGAAAACUACACCAAGCCCUGGCAGACAGAAUUCAAAAGCAGCUAAAUUAUCAUUGACAACUCAACAGAACCCAUCUCUCUUGCAGAACAUGGAAUUACAGAGAAAUAUGAUGGCCGGUCCCUCUUCUUUGCCAACACCUGUGACUACAAGUUUUCAAAAUAAUCCCAUGCAAAGUAACCAGAGUCCUGCAAUUUCUGUACCUGCUGUGACUGGCAUUCCUGAAGACAAUAAGGAGACCCUAAGUGUGCCUCAAGAUACUGAGAGCCAAAGUGCACAAGGUGUCCAAGGUAACAAAGACCAGCCCAGUAUUGAACUCAAAGGUAUCCCUACUCCAGAAAUGAAAGUGUUGAUUCCAGAAGAACAGUCAAAAAAAGAUGGGCAAGGCUUAGACACUAGCAAGCUUCCAGUCAUGGAGGAAAGUAAAACCAUGGUAUCUCCAGCUAUGAGGGAGGCCCCAACUUCUUUAAGUCAACUUCUUGACAAUUCUGGAGCUCCUAAUGUAACCAUUAAGCCCCCUGGGCUGACUGGUCUUGAAAUGGCACCGAUAGUCACCACUGGUGAGGAGCUAAAGAAGAUAGCUGUCAUUCCACCACUGCAGGAUUCAUCCUUGAGCAAGGAGCCCUCCAGUUCACUUAGCUUGCCUCAAAACAAUGAGCCCUGUCCAAAUCCAGGGCACCAAGAACUGGGAGAAGUAAACUCAACUAUGGCACAGAGUGUUCCACCAGUAAUGCAGAGGCCUGUCAGCUCUUCUUCUGUUUCAGGUCCUUUAGCCCCCAACCAGAUAACAGUUUUUGUGACUUCCAACCCUAUUACAUCUGCUGCUAAUACAUCAGCUCCGUUGCCAUCUCACUUGCAACCUGCAUUAGUGUCCACUGUUGUCACAAUGCCCAACGUGGGGAGCAAAGUGAUGGUUUCAGAGGGACAGUCAGCGGUUCAGUCCAAUGCCCGGCCACAGUUCAUUACACCUGUUUUUAUAAACUCAUCCUCAAUAAUUCAGGUUAUGAAGGGCUCUCAGUCCAGCACGAUUCCAGCAGCCCCCAUGACUUCUAACUCCAGCCUGAUGCCUCAGUCGGUCGCGGUUGUUGGUCCUUUGCAUAUCCCACAGAGUAUCAAGUUCUCCUCGGGGCCCACUCCUCCCAGCACAUCAUCCAGCAGUCCUGUGUCCAGUAUUCCCACCAGCAGGUCACUAGUUCUGAAUCCCUUGGCAUCUCCUGUUCAGCUGCCACCUUCUGCUACAGCUUCUUCCAGUGUUGCUUCACACCUUCCUGCUCAGCAAGUCAAGGACUUCAGUCCAGAGGAGACUUCCCAAGGUGGUGGGUCGGGUGACCAGAGCUCUCUGCCCGCAGUGCAGUCAGGACCUGUUGUUUCACCUCUGCUUACGAGCAGCCCGGGAUCUGGGAACAGACGCAGCCCUGUUUCAUCGAGCAAGGGAAAGGGAAAAGUAGACAAGAUUGGCCAACUCUUGCUGACUAAAGCAUGCAAGAAAGUCACUGGCUCCCUGGAGAAAGGCGAAGAGCAGUAUGCUUUGGAUGGAGAAGCAGAAGGUCAGGGACUGGAAACAUCAGUUCCAAAUAGUUUGGGAACAGAGCAACCACCAGCAGACCUAGAUAACAAAACUGUGACCCCUCCAGCACCCAGUCUUACAAAACAGAGCACUUCUGGGCCUGGCAGCUCGAGCCUCAGCCCCACGGCUCCUGCUCCUGCCUCCACGUCCCCGAGCACACCCACGAGCACUCCUGCCCCCGCCGCGCUCCCGGCUGGAGCCCCCCCGGCAGCCGCGGAGCCCCCCGGGCCCAGCGGGAACAGCGGGAGCAGCGGUGCCCCCGGAGGGGCCCCGGCAGAGCUCCCCGGGGCCGCGAGGGCGGAGGAGAAGGCGGGAGCACCGCAGGAGCUGCUGCCGAGCGCAGCAUCCUCUCAACAUUUAACACAGAAAAAAAGUUCAGUUGCAACAUCAGAAAAUACUGUUCAAAGAACAGAACUUGAGACAAAUGCUGCAGUAGUUGCUGGUCAAAGUAAUGAGACAAAAGAGAAUUGUGAAAAGUCUAAAACUCCAAAUAGAAGAAAUUCAAGAACAGAGGAUUCUGCCGCUUCACAGGAAACUGUAGAGAACGGGCAGCGCAAGAGAUCCUCCCGACCUGCCUCUGCGUCCGGCACGGCAAAAGGUAACGUGCACAGCAUCCUCUCUGUGGAGAGGGCAGGACCUGGCCUGCUCCCCCAGAUAAUGCCCUUGCAGUAGCUGCCUCCUAAUGCUGGUUUGCAGCUUGUACACGUUGGGUUCUUUAACUCUAGUUUCAAGGAUUUAGCCACAAGUUGGUGUUGAAGCAUUUACUGACAUCUGCACUGGCAGUAAAUCCUGUAUGAAUUCCCCUCUGUUGCAUUUGUGGAACUUGCUCUGCAACACUUACCACCAUAGUGCUCAGCACCUUGCCUAGUUGAAGUUGAAUUCUCUUGGCAGAAAUGUGUGGCCGUUGAAAGGACUGUACUCAGAUCAAAAAGUGACAUUUUCUUUUUCCUGAAGUCCGAAAGACACAAGAUUUAAGUCUUCCCAAGUGCACGGUCAGCUCUUGCCAAAUUAAAUGCUGAGGUUCAGGCAUGGUCUGAAAGCUGCCAGGAUGGCAGCCUGGAGCAUCAGGGAGUGCUGUGUAUUAGCACAGAGCCUCAGCUCCUCUUUCCAAGAACACCUGAAAUCCUGAAGUUAACCCAUGGCAUUAGCAGGUGCUGACAUACCAUAUUCCUACCCAGGUUACAGUCUUUCACAAUUAUGCAGCAUUUGUGUGAUACGCACAGCCCAGUGCCAGGCUGAAGCUAAUUCUGUCAGAAUCUUAUGUUUAAAGGGUCAGAAAAAUGCUGAUGGACCAAAGUUAUGCAAGAAGGUAGAGAGAGACCAUCAGGAGGCAACACUCUACCAAUAUUUUAAAGAUAAUAUACAGAACAAAGAGGUAUUAAUAUAAAAUGAUUAUAAAAGGAAGUCAAGUUGAAUUCAUCAACCAUUUCCAUAAUGGAGAUACUAAAGUGUGAUGGUAAGAAUAUUGUCCUUUAAGAGUUUCAGAGAAGCCUUCCAGCUAUACGUCAUUGUGCAAUGACUCCCAAAGAGUACACAGGGGACCUAUAUGUUCUGCACUUUUGUGGCUGUUGAAUUUAAGUACAUUUACUUCUUGUGGCAGGAUUGUGCAGAAAAAUCUAAGUCUGUUGUAAAAAUAAAUUCUCUUUCAUGAUUGUGAAGAAAAGUUUGAAAAAUGUGAAGCCAAUGUAAAAUCCCUUUGGUGAUACCUGCCUGAGUUUGAGGGGAUCUGAAGCGUGUGACCUGCCCCACACACUGACUGGAUAAACCUAAAGAUGACAACCAGUGACACGUCAGAGUCUGAAAAUGUGGGAACAUGAAAGUGCAUCAAAUUUAAAUAAUACCAGAACUCUCCUAGGGGUUGGUGCUGACUGUGUAAUUCAUUUACCUCUGUGAGUAAAAUCCUUGCUUUUAAAACAUGCAUCUGAAUCUGCUGCAGUGUCUCAGGGGUUUGCUGGACACGUGGGUGCAGCUCUCCAUGGAGUACCUGGGCUGUGGCUGCCUUAUCUCCAGGCUGUAGAGAACAGGAGCCAAACCAGGUGCUUGGUGGCAGAGGGUAGUGAGGUGGCUGCGGAAGUGUGACCUGCCUACAAGUUUGCCACUUGUGCCUACUCUGUUGUACAUUUUGGCUAGUGAAUCAGAGCUUAAUGAUUCUGGUUUGGGUGCCCCAGGCCUCAGUGCAUUACCUGUAUCCUGAGAAACCCCCUAAUGCAUGGUAACAGGAAUGUGGGAGGAGUUACCUCUUGAGACAGAGGCUGUUUAAGGUCAUUAUAAAAGCAGCAAUUAAGAAAAAAACUGAAAUACAGUAGGGAGAAAGAGAGCAGACUUUGACUGGUGGGAGUAGGAACUCCAUUGGUAAGCAUUGGGAGGCAGGAGGCAGAAGGGUCACUGUGAGAGAAGAGAACACAUGGAGAGUCAGCCCUGGUCCAUGGGUUUGGGGAGAUGGUGGUGGUGCUCCCAAGGGACUGGGACAGGGACCCAUUCCUUCUCCCAAACACGGAGCUUGGAGCAGCAGCAAGGGUGGCAACAGCUGGUGCUGAAGCUACUUCAAAGCCAGCCUUGCUGCUUGGAGGGGUUCCAGGCUGCAGUCGUGCCUGUGGAGGUCUUUCACUCCUGAAAUUGGUACUGUACUGGUAUUUUUUCCCUUUCUGGAGUACUUUUCCAGCAAGGGCUGUUUCAGCAUUUACUGUAGCUUCAAGUUUGUUAAAUUUUGAAAUUUUGAUUGUUUAUUCAAAUACUAUAUGUAACAGCCAUGUACUGCUACUGUUCUGGUUUUAGGUGGACUUGGAAAUUUUUUCCCUUUUGACUCUUAAAAUAUACACAGCUGCAAUAGCUUUUGGAAAACAUUGUAAAGAGCCAAAGAGACAUUGCCAACAUUUUAAAUCACGUUUUUUAAAAAAAUCUAAAGAUGCAAAUGCCUUGGUCCUUACUCUUUUUUUGUUUUGAAAUGGAAUUAUAGUGCCUUGGUAAGUGCACUGGCCACGUCACCUGCUGUCUCCAUGGCUCUGCAGGUGUUAAUAUUUGUGUCUCUCUGCAUAAGCAGUGUUCCUGUGACUCAGUGUACACUGAAGAGACUUGUUUUCCAAUGACUUUCCAAGAACUCAGACAACUAGGUUCUUAACUUGCAUGGCAGGCUCCAAAACACCUUCCCUGGCUGUUGUGUGGCACCAUCUCCGUGGUGCCUGGGGCUGACGGACGCAGGUGGUGCCCAAGGCUGUGCUUCCUUCUGGGAAAAGGCCCAGCAGGCUGUGGCACGUGGGGAACUGAACUUAAAGAACAGUUAAAAAUAUCUGGCUCUUCUUUUGAAAGCUGUUAUAUUAGGGCUUCAUAAAUGUCAGACUCCCAGCACUGGUGCCUGGAGCAGCGCGGGGACCGUGGUGUGUGUGGCUGCCGACGCUGUCGGGGCGAUGGGUCCAGUUGUGUGACAGCGGCUGAGGAGUCAGUCCCAGUGCUGGGAAAUCCUGGUCUCCAGAGGUUUCCACUCUGGUGUGAGUUUGGAAGAAUAACAGGGCAAACCUCUGGGGAAUGGCUUACCGACUCCGUAUCCAUGCUUUUUUUCUUCUCUUGAUUUCAGAAACGAGUGCCAGUGCAAUGCAGUCAAAAAGAAGAAAAUCCAAGUAAAUUACUGCAUGGAAACAUGAGACUUGUAAAUGAGUGUGAAUUUACCAAUAGCAAUUUUGAGCUGUGAUUUUUCUUUUUUAAAUAAAAUUCUGUACAGUAAGUCAUUUUAAUAUUAUACUGUUCCCAAUAAAUGACUUUUUUUUCUAAAAAACAGAUAAAUAGUUAUAAAAACUGGGUUCUUCUAAAACCCCCUGGAUUUGCAAAGUGAAGUCCAGGGUUAGCACAUUAGGGUUAUGUGUUUGUAUGAAAUGGACGGGGAGGGGAAGAUAAUUGUAAAGUUAUUUGUUUCCACUUUUCAUAAACAAUUUAGAAUACAGGGUUGUCAUUUUUAGGUAUUAAAAUAAUGUAUUGUGCUGUUGUUUAAGUACUGUAUGUGAAUAGCAGUCUGAGGGUUUAUAAACAAACCCCAUCUUGUUUGGAAAUGUAAAUAAUUUUAUUAUAUAGUAGAUCUGAUGUAUUUGUUGUAGAAAUGGACCAGUGAAACAAAAAAUAAAUUUAAGGGUUUGUAUAAUGUGGAAUCCCUCAUGCUCUAAAUAAAUGUUAUUGUCCUAUAAA